This is a messenger RNA of Linum tenue, 300 nucleotides long. Lineage: Eukaryota; Viridiplantae; Streptophyta; Magnoliopsida; Malpighiales; Linaceae. The record is from the annotation of a GenBank genome assembly.
AUGGCUCGCUCCAUCUCCAGCGCGAAGCUUCUCUCAGCUGCAGUGACAAGGGCAAUCACCAACGGAAGAGGAUUCUCCGCGGCCGCCGCCGCUACUGCCGGAAAAGCCACGCCGGGGAAUGGAGGGGGUUCUGCGGUAACCGCCGCGACAAGCGGCAUGGUGAAGAAAACAGGGGAAGCGGGAAACAAGGUCUCCACCAGCUGGGUUCCGGACCCUCGCACCGGUUUCUACCGACCCGAGAACGUUGCCGAAGAGAUCGACGCCGCGGAGCUCCGUGCUCUGCUCCUGAAGAAACAUUAG